Molecule: messenger RNA, 4057 nt
Organism: Enhydra lutris kenyoni (northern sea otter)
Lineage: Eukaryota; Metazoa; Chordata; Mammalia; Carnivora; Mustelidae
Product: arrestin domain containing 4
Exons: 8
Coding region: 41-1279 (412 amino acids)
Biological process (GO): protein transport
Cellular component (GO): plasma membrane; cytoplasm
Molecular function (GO): ubiquitin-like ligase-substrate adaptor activity
Source: RefSeq, a predicted model, not a curated record
AGCUGCCGAUCUCCCUGGCGCGUCCCCAUCGCCCGGCGGGAUGGGCGGCGAGGCGGGGUCCGCGGCGGCCGUGGGCUCCGAGGGCCGCGUGAAGAGCUUGGGUCUGGUGUUCGAGGAUGAGCGCAAGGGCUGCUACUCGAGCGGCGAGACGGUGGCGGGACACGUGCUGCUGGAGGCGGCCGAGCCGGUGGCCCUGCGCGCGCUGCGCCUGGAGGCCCACGGCCGAGCCACUGCCGCCUGGGGCCCGAGCCCUGGCGCCGCAUCCCCGGCCGCCGCCUCGGAGGUGGAGUACUUGAAUGUGCGCCUGAGCCUGCGCGAGCCCCCGGCCGGUGAAGGCAUCCUCUUACUACAGCCUGGAAAACAUGAAUUUCCAUUUAGCUUUCAACUUCCAUCUGAACCUUUAGUCACCUCAUUCACCGGGAAAUACGGAAGCAUUCAGUACUGUGUGAGGGCAGUUUUGGAAAGACCCAAGGUACCUGACCAGAGUGUGAAGCGGGAGCUCCAGGUUGUUAGUCACAUCGAUGUCAACGCACCAGCGUUACUAACCCCUGUAUUGAAAACUCAAGAGAAAAUGGUUGGCUGUUGGUUUUUCACGUCUGGUCCUGUCUCACUGAGUGCCAAAAUUGAAAGAAAAGGAUACUGUAAUGGAGAAGCCAUUCCAAUCUACGCAGAGAUAGAGAAUUGUUCCUCUCGGCUAAUUGUUCCCAAAGCUGCUAUUUUCCAAACCCAGACGUAUUUGGCAAGUGGGAGAACAAAGACCGUCCGGCACAUGGUUGCCAACGUGCGAGGAAACCACAUCGCUUCUGGGGGCACUGACACGUGGAAUGGGAAGACUCUGAAGAUCCCACCUGUUACUCCGUCCAUCCUGGAUUGCUGCAUUAUCCGAGUAGACUAUUCCUUAGCUGUGUAUAUUCACAUUCCUGGUGCUAAAAAAUUGAUGCUCGAGCUGCCCUUAGUGAUUGGCACAAUUCCGUACCACGGUUUUGGCAGCAGAAACUCUAGCAUCGCCAGCCAGUUCAGUGUGGACAUGAGCUGGCUGACGCUGACUCUGCCGGAGCAGCCCGAAGCACCACCAAAUUAUGCAGAUGUGGUGUCCGAGGAGGAAUUCUCUCGACAUGUGCCUCCUUACCCCCAGCCCCCUAACUGUGAGGGAGAAGCAUGCUGUCCCAUGUUCGCUUGCAUACAGGAAUUCCGGUUUCAGCCUCCGCCUCUUUAUUCAGAGGUUGACCCACAUCCACCUGAUGUUGAGGAGACCCAGCCCGUUUCCUUCAUUCUCUGAACAAAUGUCAGAAAUCACUGUGUUCAUCAUCAGAUUCGAGUAUCAGUUCCUUCCCCCACCUUGCCUUUUUGGAAAAGAGGGAGAGAAGAGGAGUGCAAGAACAGAAAUGAACAUCCAGAUCGAAGGUGAUGGAAAUUAAAGAAUAUGUGAACUUCCCAGUGAGCCAACAGGAUCAUUGCACAAGCGGAUGAUACGGUUGUGUGUCCCCUUUAAUGCAGCGAAGCAGAUGUGGAAAGUCAACGUGACAAGAACGUCCCGGAAGUCCUGAUGGUGACUGAGUAAGUGAAGGGUGCCUGCGCUCAAGAGAAGAGACUGUGCGGAGAGUGGAAACGCUACGCAAGGGUCACUUUAAAAAGGUUUCUCCAAGUGGAACAGAAGUUACCCCAACCUUUAAGGAAGUAUAGACUCAUUGGGAGCCUUGAUUUUGAAGGAGGUAGCAGCACAACAGGAAAGGCCUGCCCUAAAGAUGCAUUGUGACGCUGACAUCCAGGGGCUUCGUGGUUUCUUACAGUGUCCCAUAGGACUAAAGUCCCUGGGAGAACCCUUUGAUGAGGUCCUAAUGUGGUGACACAGUUUCACUUUAUAAAUCAGCUCUACAGUAUUAUGAAAUCGAGAAAAGGGUUCCUUGAAAGGCAUGUCAGUUCAGAGGGGAAAUGAAUUUCAGCAUGAGAACACGUUUUGUCGAAGGCUAGACUUUUUACCCCCUUUAAGUACUUUGGUAGGAUAUGUGUUUGAUUUUCUCCAUGUCUUAUUCACCUAGGAUCACAGUAGGAAAAAAAAAAGGGAAAAAAAGGAAGAAAAAAAAAAAGGUUAUGUCCUCAGACUGCCUUGAUAACUACACAGGGAAAAAAGAACAAAAAAAAAAAAAAAAAAAAAAAAACCAAAAAAACCCCAAAAGCCUUUCUUAACCUACCUCUAGUGGGGUUAUCAGAAUCCUUUGAAAACUCCAGGCCUGAUGGGCCUUGUUUGGAGUUUCCGCUAAUCGGCAAUGGCAGUCUCCUCUUCCGAAUCACUGAAUCUGCAGGUGGACCAAGGGAGAGAUCCAUACGGCUAGUGUCAGAUGGAAGUUAAUAUACGUCUACCAAAGGGUAUUUAAAAUUAAAUGCAAAAUCAAAAGAGGGUAGAAAUAACCAUGGUUUUUAAAAAGGACAAACUGAAUUCCUGCCAAGAGCCUGACGCCCGCAGACAGCAGUCCCUGUGCUGUGCGCUCUUACUCCCAUUCCAGUUCCUCGGUAGUUCCAGUUAAACUGUGAUUUUUUUUUUCUUUCUUUAUCAUUUUGGUGCAAUAUUUUAUUAUCAUUUAACCUCAGGAUAUUCCGACCAACAAGAUUGUGUUGCUGCUAGAAGUCUGAGCAGUGUUUUUACCAUCCCCCACGCCCCUUCUGUUCGUGCCAACGUGGCCCCUUACUUCUCCUUUCAUCUGUUGUCGGUUUCCUGAGCUGAGAGUGUUCCUGGACCCUAAGUGGAAUGGAGGGGAGGCGGGAUCCCCACGAUAAUGAUUUUGGACCAGCCGAGUACUUUGGUUUUCUCGAUGUCCUACGGGUUCGACCCAGAAACCCUGGUGCUUCCCAUGCAGAAUGCCAUACUUCAUUCCCCAGAGCGAGUGAUUUUUCUUUCAGUCAGUAUAUUCAGUCCCAAGUAUCAAAGUUCCUCUAGGGUUAAGUUUUGUAUUUAGAAGUUAGCUGGCCAAUCUGAUCAGGGAUUUUUCUACAUGCAUUAGGCAAACGUAUAUUUCUCCCCCUUCUGGACAUACCUCUCUUUGUAAUCACAUAAGCAUCUUAGGCAGUUUUUUCAUCGCAAGCCACUAUUUAAAAUCACAGUGCAAAACUGUACACCAAUAAUUGUGGUACUGAAAUUGUCACAGAACUUUAUUUCCUGGUUUGGUUUUUAAUGCCUUUUUUUUUUUUUUUAAUUUUGCUUUGUUUUUGUGUAUUUUUAAGCAGGUAUGUGUAUUUAAGUGUUAUCUAAGCGGUUUUGUUUUUCCUCUAAAAAAAAAGAUCCUCUUCAAUUGUUUCUUGACUUCUAAGCUGUGCUUUAUAUGCCUUGUCAAGACAUUGUCCAUCUCUGUGAUACCAAAAAUAAAGGGAAAGAAGCAAAGCAGAGCCGUAUGAAGAAAGGAAGUUUAGUUAUUUGACCCCAUGUAGAAAGCCGAGUCGUUGGCUUCCAACGACUCAGUGGAAUCCUUCACUAGGUUUGUUUGAUCACCUGUAACAGAGACAUCAUGAAAUGUGCUCACAAAAUUAAAGCAAAGCUGAUUUUGGAGCACUUAAAAGAGUAGGUAAAAGGUAUGAUUUGCCUUAUCAAAUUGGUAUCAGUAUAUCUGACUUUAAGCAGUAGGUUGAAACUGCAUACCUUUUCUCAUAAUCAAGAAAUUAUUCUAUGAAUGUAGAAAAUUCUACGUUGCAACAGAAUUCUUGGGAAUGAAGAUAAAAAUUUAGCUGCUAUUUGCUUGUUAUUCUGUUUAGUUUGCAAAGAAACUGUGGCCUUAGAUUUUUCUUUUUGAUGCAAAAUUUUUUGAAAUUGAAAAUGUGCAUCUUUUGGCACACAAAAUCCUUCCAUGGGCGGAACUUUAAUUUUUAUGUUUUUGUUUUGCACAAUAAGAAACUCAAUAGGCAGGGGGUUUGUUUUUGAUAAGUUAACUAUGAAAGUUUUUUUAUUUUUAUUAUUAAAAAUGUAACACUUUAACCCACAGGAAAAAAAAAAAUAAAGAUUGUAUUUUGUACUCUGGUUUGAACCCCAUGGGUUCCUUUUGUUAAUAAAAUGACACUAAGGCUGUGA